ACUUUCUUCCCGACCUCGCCCCGACUGCCUACACCCGUCGAGCCAGUCCAUCCGCCAGCCAUGAGCACUCAGGAGCAGCCGCAGCAGCAGGACAGCCAGUGGCGUCCCAUCGGCGAGGCCGUCGGCGCAGGCGACGUCAACGUCGAGGUCAUCGAGUCGCUGUGCAUGGAGUGCCACGAGCAGGGCGAGACCCGCAUGCUCCUCACCGUCAUCCCUUACUUCCGCGAGGUCAUCGUCGUCUCGUUCCGCUGCGAGCACUGCGGCUACAAGAACAACGAGAUCCAGUCGGCGGGCGAGAUCCAGCCGCUCGGCGCCGUCUACACGGUCAAGUGCACCUCGCGCGACGACCUCGACCGCCAGCUCGUCAAGUCGGAGCACUGCACCAUCUCGAUCCCCGAGUACCAGCUCACGAUCCCGCAAGGCCGAGGCCAGUUCACGACCGUCGAGGGCGUCCUCGCCGACACGAUCCGCGACCUCCUGCACGACCAGCCCUUGCGCAAGAUCCAGCACCCGGACCUGCACGACAAGAUUGCCGAGCUCGUCGCCCGGCUGCGCAUCCUCGUGCCCGACGUCGAGCUCCCCGAGCUCCUUGACGCCGACAACAACCCGAUCCCGUACGCGACGUCGUCGUCGAGCGACAUGCCGACGUUCACGCUCAAGCUCGACGACCCGUCGGGCAACUCGUUUGUCGAGACCCGGGGCGGGCUCGGCGACCCAAAGUGGGCCAAGCGCGAGUACGGCCGCGAUGCGCAGCAGGACGAGGCGCUCGGGCUCAAGCACGACGACGAGGCCGACAAGGCGACGAGCCACUACCCCGAGGAGGUCCUCAGCUUCCCCGGCGUGUGCAGCUUGUGCGGCAGCGAGCUCGAGACGCUCAUGAAGAAGGUCAACAUCCCUCACUUCAAGGACAUCAUCCUCAUGUCGACCAACUGCCACGACUGUGGGUACCGCGACACCGAGGUCAAGUCGGGCGGCGCCAUCGCCGACAAGGGCCGCAAGAUUACGCUCAAGGUCGAAGAGUCGGACGACCUCAGCCGCGACAUCCUCAAGUCCGAGACGGCGGGCCUGUACAUCCCCGAGAUCGACCUCGAGCUCAACCCGGGCACGCUCGGCGGGCGGUUCACGACGCUCGAGGGCCUCCUCCAGCAGGUGUACGAGGAGCUCGACGGCAAGGCGUUUGCGCACGGCGAUGCGGCAGCGCCCGGCGCGACCGACAACAUGCAGGUGUUCUUGGGCAACCUCAAGAAGGCCAUGGCGGUCGAGACGCCCUUUACGGUCGUCCUCGAUGACCCGCUCGCCAACUCGUUCAUCCAGUCGCUCUACGCGCCCGACCCCGACCCGUCCCUCACCCAGGAGGACUACGAGCGGUCCCACUUCCAAAACGAGGAGCUCGGCCUCAACGACAUCAACGUCGACGACUAUGGCCAUGUCGAGGUUCCCGAGGGAGACGAGGCAGACAAGGCGGCGGCGGCGGUGCCGGGAAAGGCGGAGGAGGAGAAGAAGGGCGAGGAGGAGGUCAAGGCGUGACGAGUUCGCUCGCCUCGCACGCACGUGAAUAAUAGACGUCUCUCGCGUUCUACUGCC
Rhodotorula graminis WP1 is the source of this 1584-nucleotide messenger RNA. RefSeq lists its product as uncharacterized. Gene Ontology annotation, cellular component: cytoplasm; nucleus. Lineage: Eukaryota; Fungi; Basidiomycota; Microbotryomycetes; Sporidiobolales; Sporidiobolaceae. Bases 61 to 1527 code for a protein of 488 amino acids. Gene Ontology annotation, molecular function: zinc ion binding. The record is from RefSeq and is a predicted model, not a curated record. The transcript is spliced from 6 exons.